AUGAUGCAAAUGGUGCAGGCACAGCUAAUGAUGACCACCCAUCUCGUGGCGAAGGAGCUUUACUGGACCAGGACAUGGGUCGUAUUGCGGUUGGACGAGAAGGACGAGUGGAGCAAAAGGGACUCAGUCAUGAGCAGACUGAUUCUGAUGACGUCGGUGGUGGAGAUCGUGAUCGUCGGGGGCAAGGCCAAGGCUGCAUCCGGGUAUUACUGCACGAGAAGCACGGCCACACUGCAAAAGCUGCUGGAGCAGCGAGGAAUGCUCAUUCGGUCGGUGGAUGUGCUCGUUCGGGUCGUGGUCGCGGUCGGAGCGCUGGACGCGGUCGUGGUGGUAGAUCUGGACGUGGACGCGUCCAGGAGGUGGUGGGAGGCAGAGACCGGACCCUGA
This is a messenger RNA of Phytophthora sojae, 387 nucleotides long. RefSeq lists its product as hypothetical. Bases 1 to 387 code for a protein of 128 amino acids. The record is from RefSeq and is a predicted model, not a curated record. The transcript is spliced from 2 exons. NCBI's taxonomy places the organism in Eukaryota, Oomycota, Peronosporomycetes, Peronosporales, Peronosporaceae.